This is a messenger RNA of Phyllopteryx taeniolatus (common seadragon), 2875 nucleotides long. RefSeq names its product prolactin receptor-like. Lineage: Eukaryota; Metazoa; Chordata; Actinopteri; Syngnathiformes; Syngnathidae. The record is from RefSeq and is a predicted model, not a curated record. Gene Ontology annotation, biological process: cytokine-mediated signaling pathway. The transcript is spliced from 9 exons. Gene Ontology annotation, molecular function: protein binding; cytokine receptor activity. Bases 127 to 1608 code for a protein of 493 amino acids. Gene Ontology annotation, cellular component: external side of plasma membrane.
GUUGAGCCAAGCGGCCGCUUUGGUGCUGCAUGCACAAGGGGGACCGACUGGAGGAAUUUGUAUCUGCAAAGAGGGAACAGGCGCUUCCCCAAUAGUUCUUCAGGAAGAUUGUGUGAUCAUAGCAGGAUGCUGGAGCUGCUCCUCUCCCUGCUUGUCGCCUCAGUGGGCUGCAACACAAUCCAGCAACUGGACAGCCAAUCUGGGGACAGACAAGCAGCAGGUGAGGUUGCUGUGACAACCAGGCCUCUCAUCUACUACUGUCGCUCGCCCAACAUGGAGGUCUUCACCUGCUGGUGGCAUCCGCUCACCAACCUGACAGAAGGGGAGGAAGUCAACCACGUGCUCACCUAUUCCAAAGACAAGGGACCGAAACUUGAGUGUCCAGACAACACGAGUGCUGGUGCCAACAGCUGCCAUUUUGACAGCAUCCACACAUUCAUAUGGAACAUCUACUGCAUGAACGUCACGGCUGUAACGGCUCGCCAAAACUUCACUUCACCAGAACACUGCCUUGAUGUGGCCGACAUCGUUCAGACUGAUGCACCAGUCAAUCUAAAGUACGAACUGAUGGAUGCCGGCGGGGAUGAGAUAGGUCAUGACGUGCUGCUCACCUGGGUGUACCCGAGGCCCUCAGACCUCAAGUACGGCUGGAUCACUCUGGUGUACGAGUUGCAGUACAGACGAGUUAGCGAGCCUGACAAGUGGAAGGUCAAGCAGACGCUGCGAGAGCCUCAAGUCAAGCUGCUCGGCCUUCCUAUCAACGACUAUGUGAUCCGCGUACGCUGCCGCUCACACAACUACGGCCUAUGGAGCAAAUGGAGUCAGCCAUUGCUGAUGAGCAUUCCCCCCCGGGCUCCAGCAGCAGACAAACUGCUGGUGCUGAUUCUGGUGACGAGCAUCAGCAUCGUGGUGCUGCUGGCCAUCACUGUACGUGUUAUUCCACAGUGGGUGAGAAUGAAAGACUUCUUCUUGCCACCUAUUCCGAAACCGCGCAUCAUCGGCAUUGACCCGCUGCUUUUGAAGAAUGGGAAUUUGGAUGAAAUCAACCGCCACCUGACUCAUUUCCACGGCUACUUGCCUCCCAGCUUCAUGGACACUGAAGUUUGGGAGCAGGUGAGUCCUGACAACAUUUAUGUCACCACGCCCAAAGAGUGCACCAUUCCUACCGAGUCGCUCAACCAGAUGAGGGAUGCCUUCACUGUCCCACACGACUUGACGGCCACCGCAACUCAUAAUCAACUCUGGAGCCAGCCGCCAACAACGUACACACAAAGCCCGUACUGCAUGUCUCCUCCUCAAGCCUUCUCACAAUCCCCAUGGCCUGAGAUUGUUAGCAUGCCAGAGAGCAGCUACAGCACGAUGGAACAGCCAAGUGCACACCCACCAGCCCUCUCCACUACCUGCCCCCUGCAGGAUCUCUACAGCUGUGUACAGGUCAUGAAUGACAGCAACGGAUUGCAGUUGGUGCCGUGCCUGCCAACUGCGUAUUGCGAGCUCCCGGCACUCCCCAAGUUUAAUUUACAAGCUAGCGUAAAAGAGGAAGAAGAUGAGAAGUUGGCUGAGAACCAAGCCAGAAAGAACGAUGUGGCUAUAGCCAAAGAGAGCUGAGUGGACUGCAAGAUGUGCAGAACCACAAACACAAUUAGAUUUGGUGGAUUACAGGAACAUGUUGUCUUUAUUAUACUCUUGUGCCAUCAAAAACUCCACAUCAGUGGAGAAAAGAAGACAUUUGUCUUUAAUGUCUUUGGAAACCAUGCAACCAGUGGACUUUGUCUGAUUCUAAAUGGAAUCAUAUUGCGCUCAUUUAUAGCUCAAAACGUUGAAAUGGUGGGUCAAUGGAGUCCAGCACUGAUGUGACACAUGGAGCCUGCUCCAUCAUGAUGUCAAUUGUCGUAUGAAUCUGAAUUUGAAUCGGGAAGCUUCCAAAAGUAGUCAACUAAUGACAGGUGUUUGGUUUCUCUGUAAACUAUCAGAUUAUUUAGGAUGUCUUAAAUGCUCAAUGACAAGACUGUACUUUAUGUUGGUUAUAUAAUGUAUUAUAUUUCAAAAAUAUGUUUGUGAAGAGGGGGAGGAGGUUGUUGAUAUUGUCUUCUCCUUAAUGGUUGGUGAUGUCACCACAUCAUCACAUUUCAAAGAAUCAAGGUGUGUCAGACAAGUUCCAGGAAUGGUGUCACAAAUGGUAUCCAAACUUCAAAUUACGUGUUUUCCCCUUCAAUAUGAACGAGACAAUCAACAAGCACGUCUAUAAAAAAAAAGAUGAUUGCUUCAUUCCGUGUGCAAGAAGAGGCAAGAGUUGUGCCAGGACAACUGGUGGUUACUUCACCAUGACAAUGUGCUAGCUCACAAGCCCUGAACAUCUCACAGUUCCUGGCCUAGAAGAACAUCCUUGUGAUGGUGCAAACUCCCUACUCACCUUGCUCCGUGUGAUUUUGUUGCUCUUUCCCAAGCUCGAGGGGGUCAUCAAGAGGACUCGUUUUAAAGAUGAUGUCAAAAUGGCUGUUACGACAGAGCUGCAUGGGAUCCUGCAACGAUCCUUCCAGGAGUGCAUGAAGGCGUAGCAUAGAAGGCUGGGAAAGUCCGUUAGACUCCAGGAGGAUUGCUCCCAAGGGGUAAACUUGUAGUUUGGAUUUGAAAUGUAUCUUUUGUGACGCCAGUCCUGGAACUUCUCUGACACACCUGGUUUUUGCUGCCUAUACAUUUCUCUGACAGUUCCGCCUUUCCCCUUCUGUGGUUGUCCUGUUGAUGUUGCCAUUGUCUGUCUGUGGGCCCUCUUCCUCAGGAGGUUUUCAGCCAUUCCUCAGUAUUUAAAUAUUUAUUCACAAAGUGAAUUUAUUUAUUCUUAUUGUAAAGGGCAAAUAAAGAUGUGCCAAUGUCA